This is a messenger RNA of Juglans regia (Persian walnut), 1351 nucleotides long. RefSeq names its product probable pectin methylesterase CGR3. Lineage: Eukaryota; Viridiplantae; Streptophyta; Magnoliopsida; Fagales; Juglandaceae. Bases 186 to 968 code for a protein of 260 amino acids. Gene Ontology annotation, molecular function: methyltransferase activity. Gene Ontology annotation, biological process: pectin metabolic process. The record is from RefSeq and is a predicted model, not a curated record. The transcript has 7 exons.
CAUUUGUUAGAACUGGCGACAGAGACGUUAACGUAACCCCGGAAUCUCUCUCUCUCUCUGUGUUAGAACAGGGAGAAUUCAGAUCUAGCCCCGUCUUAACGCUCAAAAUGCGGGUUCUCUAGUGACUCUUCUCAGUUUUUAAACCAGUAAAAAAUAGCGCAUAGCCAUUUGUUAAGUUCGAGACCAUGUGGAGGAGACCAGUGAAUCCAUCUCGAAGACUCGGGGACAGCGGGGGAGGCGGUUUGCUUGCCAAUUCCAAAUCGCGGUCUUCUCCGAUUUUAUCUGUUGGGCUUAUUGUCUUGGGAGCACUGCUUUUUAUUGCCUAUUCAUACGGCAACUCAGGUGCAUCUGGCAACAAUAUGGAAGCUAUAAGCAGGGUUGAAGGUGAUUACUCGUGCACUGCAGAGGUCCAACGAGCAAUUCCUAUUUUGAAGAAAGCAUAUGGAGACAGCAUGCAUAAAAUUUUGCAUGUUGGUCCAGACACCUGUUCGGUGGUUUCUAAAUUGCUUAAAGAGGAGGAAACUGAAGCCUGGGGCGUGGAACCAUAUGAUAUAGAGGAUGCAGAUACUAACUGCAAAGCUCUUGUCCGCAAAGGCGUUGUGCGUGUAGCUGAUAUCAAGUUUCCUCUUCCAUAUAGGCCAAAAUCGUUUUCCCUUGUAAUUGUUUCAGAUGCUCUGGAUUACUUAUCUCCAAGAUAUCUCAACAAGACCCUUCCUGAUUUGGCAAGAGUAUCAGCUGAUGGUCUUGCGAUAUUUACAGGCUAUCCUGGUCAUCAGAGAGCUAGAGUUUCUGAUGUGUCCAAAUUUGGAAGGGCGGCUAAAUUGAGGAGCUCUUCCUGGUGGAUACGAUAUUUUAUUCAGACUAACUUAGAAGAGAAUGAAACAGCCGUUAAGAAGUUUGAACAGGCUGCAACAAAGAGAUCAUACGUCCCCAGCUGCCAAAUAUUCCACCUCAAGUCAUUCCAUUGACAUCUUGCUUCCUUUAACCUCAGGUCAUUUGGUCGACAUCUUGAAAUUCUUGGGUCAGUGAUUUUGAAGCUCCAAAGUGCAGCCAAAUCAGAUCUUUGGUUCUCAGCGGUAACAAUUUCUCUGGAAAAUGAUUGUCAUUAUAAUAUUCUGUUUGGUAAAACCGCAUAGUUAUGUUCUUCAUAUUAAAUUGUUGUAUGGAAUGAAGCAUGAAUCAGUAAUGUAUCAGCUCUUUCCAAGCUCACUGAUUGUUGUAACUCAAAUAGAGUUUUGGUAGACUGUUAUUCACGUGUAGCGUGUUAUGAUGUGAACCAAACUAGCACUGGAUUGUCAGUGAUCGUUGGAAAGAGGGAGCAUGAAUGUCAUUGUCUUGCAUAAAUUUUUGC